Molecule: messenger RNA, 1006 nt
Organism: Otolemur garnettii (small-eared galago)
Lineage: Eukaryota; Metazoa; Chordata; Mammalia; Primates; Galagidae
Gene: PPP1R42
Product: protein phosphatase 1 regulatory subunit 42
Exons: 5
Coding region: 89-775 (228 amino acids)
Molecular function (GO): protein binding
Source: RefSeq, a predicted model, not a curated record
AAAGUUGGAAAUAAACAAUAUCUAAACCUGUUUCUUGACAUGGUAUCAAAACAGAGCUACUGCUGAGAGUUUGAUAUUUAGAGAAAUCAUGGUUCGACUGACCUUGGAUCUAAUUGCGAGAAACAGCAAUCUUAAAUCCCGAAAAGAAGAAACCAUUUCACAGUGCCUGAAGAAGAUAACUCAUAUAAAUUUUUCAGACAGAAAUAUAGAUUCAGUUGAAGACCUCUCUCUUUGCAAAAAUCUCAGUGUUUUAUAUUUAUAUGAUAACCGUAUUACUCAAAUCACUAACCUGAAUUAUGCAACAAAUCUGACCCAUCUAUAUCUACAAAACAAUUGUAUUUCAUGUAUAGAGAACCUCAGGUCAUUAAAGAAACUGGAAAAACUGUAUCUGGGAGGCAAUUACAUUGCUGUUGUAGAAGGUUUAGAAGGGUUAAAAGAACUAAGAGAGCUUCAUGUUGAGAGUCAGAGGCUUCCUCUUGGUGAAAAGCUUCUGUUUGAUCCAAGAACUCUUCAUUCUCUGGCAAAGUCCCUCUCCAUAUUAAAUAUCAGCAAUAAUAAUAUUGAUGACAUUAGAGACUUAGAACUACUGGAGAAUCUUAGUCAGCUCAUAGCAGUUGACAACCAGCUUCUUCAUGUGAAGGAUUUGGAGUACUUACUGAAUAAGUUGAUCAAGUUAUGGAAAAUGGAUCUAAAUGGAAAUCCUGUUUGUCUCAAACCAAAAUACAGGGACAGACUGAUAGUGGUGUCCAGAUCUCUGGGUAUAUGUUUAUAUUAAUAUAAUUUUCAUAGAGAAUGAUUAACUUUUAGUAUAUCAGCAAGCUUUCAGAAAUAUAAAUAUGAAAUCUGUAUCCAUGAAAAUUGUCAACUUUAAAUUUGAUAUUUUAAUAAGAGCAAAAGUUAAAUUUGAAAAAUAAAGCACGAAAAAUGUCUGCUGAUCAAAAAUAAUUAAAGCACCAGAUACUCUGUCGUUAAGGAGAAAAUGUGGUGGUUACCAAUAAAAAUGGUU